Durusdinium trenchii is the source of this 1115-nucleotide messenger RNA. Lineage: Eukaryota; Dinophyceae; Suessiales; Symbiodiniaceae. The record is from the annotation of a GenBank genome assembly.
AUCUGGGUAUGGCCGCAUGGCCAGUGCAAGUUGUCUUUCCUUUUCACGUCUUGUUGGACCCAAUGAGUGACGACGGUGAGACGGUCUUCUCCGACCCCUGCAAACCCAAACCACCCUCUUCGGAACUCGGACCUUCUUUUGAGGGCCUGCAACCACCAGUCAAAUUUGUGUGCUUGUGGCCGAAGGGGCGGCACCGUGAAACAAAAAGGACAUGAACACCCAGCGACAGUUUUCGUGAAGCAGAAAAAGCAAACGGUCGACCCUUUUGCUUUCGGCGGCCAUAUUGGGCAAUGAAAGGAUAGAGAGAACAACUAUCGCCCUCCGGUGAUCUGCGGGCUCAAGUCGGCAAUGUGGCCGAUGAGGACACUUUUGCUUUAGGUCCUUUCACCUGAUUUUGGCAGAUGGGCUUUGGGGACGCGAGUGCAAAGGACAAGAAAGCGGCGGCGGCCAAGGCCAAGGAUGAGGCCGCAAAGCAAGCCGCCGAAGAUGCCUCUUGGCAGGAAACUGACAAGGGCGCGGCCAAGAAGACGCAACGUGCGGCGGACGCCGCCGCCAAGGCCGAUGCGAAGUUGGCCGCCAAAGCAGAGUUGAAGGAGCUGGAAAAACAAGAGGAAGAAGCGAAUUCUCAAUUGAAGGGAGCGAACAAAAAGGCUGGUGGCUACGGCAAGGUCACACAAGCAGAGAUUGCCCGAAGACAGGCUUUGAUGGGCGCCAUGGCCAAGGCCAAUCCAAAGAAGCAAACCAAAAAGACGGAGGUGGUGUCUCAACCGAAGCUGGAGGCCAACACCAACCGUCAGGAAGAAGUCGUGGAUGCCAGCGGCAUUGAUGCGGCUCUUGGUGCUUUGGAGGUGGGUGAGAAGAAGACCAAAAUGACCUAUGCCGAUUUUGAGGCCAGAGAACUGGAGGGCAUCCGAGCUGAAAAUCCCGGAUUGAAGAUGUCGCAAGCCAAGGAGCGUUGCUUCAAGAUGUGGGAAAGAUCACCUGAGAAUCCUAAGAAUCAGGAGAAGUGAGCUUUUCAGAGCGGGCUGCCUUUUAAACUAGAUGCUCUGCAAGCACCAGCGAACAUCUCUGGACUCUUAUGAUCUCUUAUGUCUCACCACGGAAGAAGAAACAGG